Molecule: messenger RNA, 528 nt
Organism: Elgaria multicarinata webbii
Lineage: Eukaryota; Metazoa; Chordata; Lepidosauria; Squamata; Anguidae
Gene: GARIN5B
Product: golgi associated RAB2 interactor family member 5B
Exons: 5
Coding region: 1-528 (175 amino acids)
Cellular component (GO): nucleus
Source: RefSeq, a predicted model, not a curated record
AUGACCACGUACCCUUCAGGGAAGGCGCGGAGGAAGGACCCGCAGAACUUCCCUGAAUGUAUCGGUGACCAGGACUUCAGUGGCUGGGCCCCAUCGCCUGGCAAACUGCAGAAGCUGCUGCAAAAGGCUGAGUAUAAUCUGUUAAGCAAAGCGCCGAUCUUCGAGGGCAACUUUUUGCAGGUGACCAAGAGGGGCAAAUGCGCUGGCAUCCUCAACCACCCCAAUAUAGUCGUCGUGGGCAUUUUGGCCAGCAGUCCCAGUCUGCUACUUCCAGACCUGAUGAUCAUCGCCCGGGAAAAAGCAAGUGUAGGCGCAAAACACCCAAAGUCUAAAGAACUGGAAAUCACUCGGCUGAUCCCACUUGAGGCGGUGGAGAUUUUUGUUCAUGACUUGGAGGAGCGGCGGCUGAAAGUGCAGAUAGCGACGGGGCAAAAAUACUACCUGCAGCUCUAUGCCCCUGGCAGGGAUGAGAACUUCCUCUUUGAACGCUGGCUGCGCCUCCUUUACCUGCUGCACCUUCACCUCUAA